Messenger RNA from Epinephelus lanceolatus (giant grouper), 6000 nucleotides. RefSeq names its product kinase D-interacting substrate 220a (gene kidins220a). The record is from RefSeq and is a predicted model, not a curated record. NCBI's taxonomy places the organism in Eukaryota, Metazoa, Chordata, Actinopteri, Perciformes, Serranidae. Gene Ontology annotation, molecular function: PDZ domain binding; protein kinase regulator activity.
UACUGACUUUACUGUACGAGGUUAACGUCGCCCUGUUAAACAGAAGCAAAGUAUGACAUAAAAAAACGGCUUUUUUAACUUUAUUCUCCGGAGUGGAAUGAAAAUACAGACGGUCACAGAGCAGCCCAGCCCAGCAGUGUACAGGUGGUUAGCGAUCAGCCAUGGAUACCACCACCUCCCUGAAGAUGACCUCUCUGGCCGUCCAGAGUCUGUUCGGCUACGUGGAGGAGGAGAACCUGGCUGCCAUCAAAGCACAUUUGGAUAAGUUCAGAGAUCUGGACAGCAGGAGUGAUAUUGGACAGACUCCCCUGAUGGUGGCGGCAGAGCAGGGCAAUCUGGAGAUAGUACAAGAGCUCAUUAGGAGAGGAGCCAACGUUAACUUGGAUGACGUUGACUGCUGGACGGCGUUGAUCUCUGCAGCUAAGGAGGGCCACAUCGAGGUGGUGAGGGAGCUGCUGGAGAACAAUGCGAACCUGGAACAUCGAGACAUGGGAGGCUGGACUGCCCUCAUGUGGGGAGCCUAUAAAGGUCGUACAGAUGUGGUCCAGCUGCUCUUGGAAAAAGGAGCCAACUCCAACAUCACUGGUCAGUACAGCGUCUACCCCAUUAUCUGGGCGGCAGGUCGAGGCCACGCAGAGAUUGUCCAUCUCCUGCUGCAGCACGGAGCCAAGGUCAACUGCUCCGACAAGUAUGGUACCACUCCUUUGAUUUGGGCAUCCAGGAAGGGCCACUAUGAAUGUGUGAUGCAUCUUCUGGCUAACGGAGCUGAUGUGGACCAAGAAGGAGCGAACUCGAUGACAGCUCUGAUUGUGGCGGUGAAAGGCGGCUACACAAAGGUUGUAAAGGAGCUGCUGAAGAGGAACCCAAAUGUCAACAUGACAGACAAGGAUGGCAACACGGCCCUGGCCAUCGCUGCCAAGGAGGGUCACACUGAGAUCGUGCAGGACCUGCUGGAUGCAGGCACCUAUGUCAAUAUCCUAGACAGGAGUGGGGAGACCAUGCUGAUUGGAGCAGUGAGAGGAGGUCAUGUGGAAAUAGUCCGAGCUCUGCUGAACAAAUAUGCUGAUAUUGACGUCAGGGGUCAGGAUGGAAAGACUGCCCUCUACUGGGCAGUGGAGAAAGGCAACGCUACCAUGGUGAGAGACAUCCUGCAGUGUAACCCGGACACUGAGAGCUGCACUAAGGAGGGAGAGACCCCACUUAUUAAAGCCACAAAAAUGAGGAACAUAGAGAUAGUGGAACUUCUGCUGGAUAAAGGAGCCAAGGUGUCUGCUGUGGAAAAGAAAGGAGACACGCCCCUCCACAUUGCCAUCCGAGGACGAAGCCGAAAGUUGGCUGAGCUGUUACUGAGGAAUCCUAAAGACGGCCGCCUGCUUUAUCGCCCCAACAAAGCUGGAGAGACACCGUACAACAUCGACUGUACCCACCAGAAAAGCAUCCUCACACAGAUAUUUGGAGCCAAGCACCUGUCCCCUUCUGAUUCAGAUGGAGACAUGUUGGGUUAUGACCUGUAUAGCAGUGCUCUAGCAGACAUCCUCAGCGAGCCCACCAUGCAGCCACCUAUCUGUGUUGGACUGUACGCUCAGUGGGGCAGCGGCAAGUCUUUCCUUCUUAAGAAACUGGAGGAUGAGAUGAAGACCUUCGCAGGCCAGCAGAUAGAGCCAUUGUUCCAGUUCUCUUGGCUGGUUGUCUUCCUCACCCUGCUUCUCUGCGGCUCAGUGGCCGUGGUUCUGGGCUUCACUGUUGAUCCCAGGCUGGCAAUCGCCGUCUCCCUCAGCCUCCUCGCUCUGCUCUACAUCUUCUUUGUGUUGGUGUACUUUGGAAGUCGGCGUGAGAGGGAGAGCUGGAACUGGGCGUGGGUCAUCAGCACCCGUCUGGCUCGCCAGGUCGGUUACCUGGAGCUGCUGCUCAAACUGAUGUUUGUCAACCCCCCUGAACUUCCUGAGCAGACCACCCGUGCACUGCCUGUCAGGUUCCUGUUCACAGACUACAACCGUCUCUCCAGCGUUGGAGGGGAGACCUCUAUGGCUGAGAUGAUUGCCACGCUCUCUGAUGCCUGUGAGAGGGAGUUUGGCUUCAUGGCCACCAGGCUCUUCAGGGUUUUCAAGAACGAUGAGGUCCAAGGUAAGAAGUGGAAGAAAACAUGUUGUGUUCCCUCCUUCGUGCUGUUUGCAUUGACACUGGGAUGCCUGAUCACUGGUAUGGCUCUGUUGGCCAUCUUUAAGGUGGACUCUGAGAACUUGACAGUGAAUGCAGUGCUGAUAGCCAUGGCCAGUGUGGUGGGCUUGGCCUUACUCCUCAACUGUAGGACCUGGUGGCAGGUGGCCGACUCUGUCCUUAACUCCCAGAGGAAACGGCUGCACAGUGCUGCCAACAACAUGCAUAGACUCAAGAGUGAAGGCUUUAUGAAGGUUCUGAAGCAUGAAGUAGAGCUGAUGUCAAAAAUGGCCAAAACCAUUGAUGGCUUUACCCAGAACCAGACACGCAUGGCUGUCAUCAUAGACGGACUGGACGCCUGUGAGCAGGACAGAGUUCUGCAGAUGCUUGACACGGUGAGGGUACUCUUCUCCAAAGGCCCUUUUAUCUCCAUCUUUGCAAGUGACCCCCAUAUUAUCAUCAAAGCCAUCAACCAAAACCUCAACAGCGUGCUAAGAGACUCCAACAUCAACGGACAUGACUACAUGAGGAACAUCGUCCACCUGCCAGUAUUCCUCAACAGCAGAGGCCUCAGUACGGCCAAGAAGCUCUGCAUGGCGACCCCCGUCAAUGGAGAACCAUCAUCUGCUGAGGGAUGGCAUGAAGAUAUGGAGAGGAAGAUGUCUCUGACCAGCCUGGGCCAAGACAAGUUUGGCAGCAAGACCGCCCUAAACCGCAGGGACACAUAUAGGCGUCGGCAGAUGCAGAGGAGCAUCACCAGACAGAUGUCCUUUGACCUGACAAAGCUGCUGGUGACGGAGGACUGGUUCAGUGACAUCAGCCCACAGACCAUGAGGAGACUGCUCAACAUUGUUUCUAUCACAGGUCGUCUGUUGCGGGCCAAUCAGAUCAUCUUCAACUGGGAUCGGCUGGCGUCAUGGAUCAACCUGACAGAGGAGUGGCCUUACAGGACGUCGUGGAUCAUCCUGUUUUUGGAAGAGACUGACGGAGUGUCUGACCAGUUGACUCUCAAGACCAUCUAUGAGAGAAUCUCCAAAAACAUCCCCACCACUAAGGAUGUUGAACCGCUGCUGGAGAUUGAUGGAGACAUCCGCAGCUUUGAGGUCUUCCUGUCCUCCAGGACGCCGGUUCUCGCUGCCAGAGAUGUGGAGAUGUUCCUGCCCUGCACCGUCAACCUGGACCCCAAACUCAGGGAGAUCAUAGCAGAUGUGCGUGCGGCCAGGGAGCAGAUGCACAUGGGAGGAGUGACCUAUCCCACGCUGCCCCUGCAAGACGCAGUGCCCCGUCCGCAGUCAGGUUAUGGCCAGCACUCGGGCGUAUGCUCUCCGGCGGGCUCCUUCGCCGGAUCCAUGCCUCCUCAGCCUCACAGUGCCUACUUCAGUGGGAUGACUGGCCCGCAACACCCCUUCUACAACCGGCCUUAUUUCCCCCAUCAUGUGUAUCACCUGCCACGGCCUUACUCCCACCAUGUCCCCCCAUCCUCGCGUCCCUCCAUUAAACCACCUGGUCAACCUAAGGACAGCACCAGUGGACUUGAUGCUAUUGCAGAAGAUGCAAGAGAAGGCCUCCCCUCCUGUCCCUCUGACCCCACCAUGCAUUUAAAGUCGCUGCCUCACAAAUUAAAGCAGGUCUCUCCUGUGGUCCUGCUCAGCUCCAUGAACACAGAUGCCGUGUGUGAGCGUCUCAGACAGCUAGAUGGAAUCGAUCCCAGCAUGCUGCCUCAGUACACCUCCACCAUCAAGAAGGCGAAUAUAAAUGGUCGAGUGCUGUCACAGUGCAACCUGGACGAGCUGAAGAAAGAGAUGGAGAUGAACUUUGGCGACUGGCAGCUCUUCAGGGGAGCGGUGAUGGAACUGCGUCAUGCAGAAAGCCAGGCUAUGCUUCAAGACGAGUCCCGAGCUGUAAGCGAGCAAGGCAGCAGCGUGCACCACGGGGAGCCCAACAGACGCUCAGGGGGAGCCCAGCAGGAAGCGGCGGCCUUUAGCCUCAACCUCAGCUUCGAGGAGCUCAGUGGAGCAGGGCUGGAGGAACCUCCGAGAUUCAACAACCACUCACACUGGCCGGUGGCAAAUCUCCGCACCUCGAGCAUGUCCAGCCUCAACUCUCAGGAAUCCUCUAACGACAUCUGCAAGCUGACAGACAAGCAGCAGGCCGAGUAUCACGACGCCUACAGGGAGUACAUCUCUCAGAUGGCUCAGCUGGAGAUGUCCGGUGGUAAUGGAGAGCGGCCCGUGCAGCCCCACCCUGGACAAUUCCUUCAGGCUGCUGGCUCAGAGGACAAAGGGGCCAAAGAAGGAGCUGACCAAGACAGCCGCAAGUCCUUCACCAAGAGAGGCUCCAAGCCUAGCGAUGCCACAGACUUCCCCUCAGGGACCGAUGCCCAGCCUCUUGACCCCAUCAGUGAAGAGGACGAGAAGCUGGACCACAGCGCGUCGUCCAGGACUCCAGGCUGCAGGAAGAAGGGAGCCGGGGCGUACUACCACAAGCUGCCCAACGACGAAGACUCUGGCCCAGAAGAAGCGGACAACACCACACCUCUCCUCCACAAAGAGGCAAGAGCUGGUGCUCUGUCGUCCCACAGCGGCUCCCAGCCCACUGGGCUGUUGACCAAGCCUGGCUUCCUCACCGAAAUCCUCCUGGAUAAGAAGGACUCGUCCGACUCAGGGAUGCGCUCCAGCGACAGCUCCUCAGACCGCUCUCUGGAGGAGGCCGAAGGAGACAGCGACAGAGGGAGAGAAGCGCUGGAGCUGGAGGGCCUGGUGAAGAAGAGAGGCCUCCUCCCCAGCAGCCUGAGCGGCCUGCAGGACACGGCGGUGGCCCGCAUGUCCAUCUGCUCCGAGGCUCCGUCCGAGGCCAGCCUAAUGGCCAGCAGCCCAGAUGAGGGAUGGCCGUCCAGCGGGGUCAGCAACCUCAACUGCACCACCAGCAGCAGCACCCUCAACAACAACGUGAACAGCCCUGACGACACCACCACCACCAACACUAACACCAACAACAGCCACCAGCAGCCGGCUAACAUUACAGGCAUGGAGUCCACCACCUCUUCCUCCAGCAUCAUCUCGACACCUAUCAUCAUCACCCCCGGCAGCAGCAGCACUGCUAACACCACAACUGCCGCCAUCCACAACCAGAACCUGCGCACCAUCAGCCUGGGAGACGAGAGGGAGAGCGUCCUCUGAGAAGCUGGUCGUUGUUUUGUCAAGGGUCACAUAGACGGUUGUUCUAGAUGUUAAUGGUGAUGUUAUUAUACUGUUGGUGUUGUGGCGUGUUCCAAAGAAUUGGAGUAGGUGUGUGUUCUACUGUUACGAAGGAAACGUAGGAAGUGUUGCUGUGAAUCUUUAGCUUUAGUAAAAAAAAAUAUCACCUUUAUUUAAGCCAUGACAAAUCAUACGCCACAUUAUUAAUUACAUUUGGAGGUUAAUGAUACCAAAAAUUACUCAGUCAGUUGGGAUUGCGUUAACUGUCCCAUGCUUUUAAAUCAUUUAGGUUUGAUUUAUUUCUCAUGUGAAUGUGGUGCCGUUACGAGAAUAGUCUAGUGAUGGAAUGUUAAUGUUGUGGACGUUGUAAGUUACAAAAAAAAAGUGGUUUUCAGGAAAUGUAGUCGUGACUGAAAAAGGAAAAAGCUCCAGGUUACUGAGAACUUAAGCCUCCUAAGUGUUUUGUGCAGUGCUGUGUUUGGUACUUAAAAUAAUUCAAAUAGAUGGCAGUGUAAGACAGCGGUGCCGUGUGCUGUUGGCAGAUAUUGUGAAAGAAAAAGUGCAUGCACUGGUGAUUGUUCCAAAGUUCCUUGUGAAAUGGUGUUCUGUGAAUCAAUAAACAUUUUGCUAUGUGGACCCUUGAAAA